Messenger RNA from Sorex fumeus (smoky shrew), 1229 nucleotides. It is a transcript of the gene CA4, whose product is annotated as carbonic anhydrase 4. Lineage: Eukaryota; Metazoa; Chordata; Mammalia; Eulipotyphla; Soricidae. Gene Ontology annotation, cellular component: plasma membrane. The coding region runs from base 189 to 1127 and encodes 312 amino acids. The transcript is spliced from 8 exons. Gene Ontology annotation, molecular function: carbonate dehydratase activity; zinc ion binding. The record is from RefSeq and is a predicted model, not a curated record.
AGGGACGGCAGGAGGGGAGGGGUGGGGAGGCUCCGCCAGGGGGAGGAGCCGCUCCCCGAGUCCCCAUGCCGGGGCUCCCUCGCAUCGCGGCUCCGCUAUAAAACCCCGGCGGGCAUGCUCGCAGCACCUCCCCGCGGCCUCCUGGGCGAGCGACCCCCGGCUCGGUGGCGUCUCGGCUCCCGCGCACCAUGCAACUGCUCCUGGCGCUCCUGGCUCUGGCCGCCGCCGGGCACUGGGCCAGCUCCGCAGAUCUACACUGGUGCUACGAUAUUCAAAAGAUACAUGACAGCAGCUGCUUGGCGCCUGAACAAUGGGAGUGGAAUUGCCAAAAGAAACGCCAGUCUCCCAUUGACAUCAAAACCUCCGAGGCAAAGGUGAACAGUGACCUGAGUCCCUUCUCCUUCUCUGGUUAUGACAAGAAAGGGAAGUGGAGCGUCACCAACAACGGGCAUACAGUGAUGGUACAGCUGGACGGGCAGGCCUGGAUUGAGGACGGAGGACUGGACUCCAAGUACCAGGCCACGCAGCUGCACCUGCACUGGUCGCAGGAGCCGGGCAAAGGCUCUGAGCACAGCCUGGACGGGACAUUCAAGGCCAUGGAGAUGCACAUAGUCCACCAGAAAAAGCGGGGGACCUCCAGGAGCCGGAGAGCCCUGCAGGACACCCAGGAGGACAACAUCGCUGUGCUGGCCUUCCUGGUGGAGGCUGGACCCCAGAAUGAUAACUUCCAGCCUCUUGUGAAUGCCUUGUCUGCUAUCUCCAAACCCAAAAGCAACACCACCAUGGCAGAAGAGGUCAGCCUGUUUGACCUGCUGCCCGAGAAGGAGAAGCUAAAGAACUAUUUCCGUUACCUGGGCUCCCUCACCACCCCGAGCUGCGACGAGACGGUGGUCUGGACUGUUUUCCAGGAGCCCAUUCGACUUCACAGCCAGCAGAUCUUUGCCUUCUCCGAGAAGCUGUUCUAUGAUGAUCAAAAAAAAGUGAAUAUGACCAACAACUUCCGGCCCUUGCAGCUGCUGGAAGGGCGUGUAGUUUACAAGUCCAGGGCACCGGAGCAGCUGCUGCCCUUGGCCCUGACCACCCUGCUGGCGCCCGCGCUUACCUACCUGACCGUUGGCUCCCUCUGAGCAGGGGGCCCUUCCAGAUGUUUGGCCUUGGCUUGGGCCUUAUACCUUAAAUUUCCCAGGUUGGACUCAGUGGGUGAUGAAAACAUCGAUAUAUAUAUAUAU